Messenger RNA from Trichobilharzia szidati, 354 nucleotides. NCBI's taxonomy places the organism in Eukaryota, Metazoa, Platyhelminthes, Trematoda, Strigeidida, Schistosomatidae. The record is from the annotation of a GenBank genome assembly.
AUGGACAUAUUUCUCUGCAGUGUUUUACUAGCUUUACUGCAAGCCAAUCUUGGAGUUCAUUCAUUGUCGGAUAUACCGAAUGGUGAACCUACGCAACCGGUAGCUGAUACAUUGACGCCAGUAACAACACAAAGUUCUAAUCCACCUGAUGAUUCACAGGAUAAUACAGAUGUACAGAUGGAAGUAGCGGAAGUGCUGGCGGCUACGGGAAACACAGAAACAACAACUUCCAGUCCAGUUGAAGUGCCGGAGAAAGUGGAGGAGAAAAAGAUGCCUAUGCUUGGUGAGAAUGAAGAAUCUAUACCACCUGGAUACAGACAGAAAAGUGAAAAUGAAACUUCAACUGAAGAAUAA